Molecule: messenger RNA, 6432 nt
Organism: Astyanax mexicanus (Mexican tetra)
Lineage: Eukaryota; Metazoa; Chordata; Actinopteri; Characiformes; Acestrorhamphidae
Gene: sema3h
Product: sema domain, immunoglobulin domain (Ig), short basic domain, secreted, (semaphorin) 3H
Exons: 17
Coding region: 1135-3408 (757 amino acids)
Biological process (GO): positive regulation of neuron migration; negative chemotaxis; semaphorin-plexin signaling pathway
Molecular function (GO): neuropilin binding; semaphorin receptor binding; chemorepellent activity
Source: RefSeq, a predicted model, not a curated record
GGAGAGAAGAGAGUAAAGAGAGAGAGAGAGUAUAAAUACAGUAGGAUAGAGUAAAAAAGAGUAGAGAUAGAAUAAGAGAGAGGGUAGAUUUAGAGUAAAGAGUAGAGAUAGAGUAAGAUUACGAUAGAGUAAGAGAGAGAAAGAGGGAGAGAAGAGAGUAAAGAGAGAAAGAGAGAGAUAGAGUAGAAAUACAGUAAGAGAGUAAAAAAGAGGAGAGAUAGAAUAAGAGAGAAGGUAGAUUUAGAGUAAGAGAAAGAGUAGAGAUAGAGUAAGAUUACGAUAGAGUAAGAGAAAGAGGGAGAGAAGAGAGUAAAGAGAGAGAGAGUAGUAAUAUAGUACGAUAGAGUAAAAAAGAGUAGAGAUAGAGAAAGAGAGAGAGAAGAGAAUAGAGAGAGAGAAGAGUGUAUUGAUAGAGUAAGAGAGAGAGAGCACGCAGCAAAGGAGAGAAAGAGUGGAGAGUGUGAGAGAGAGGCAGAUAAAGAGAGAGAGAAUAGAGAGAGCAUAACAAACUAGAGAGAGAGAGUAACAAAUGUAGAGUGAGAAAGAGGAUAGAGAGGGGAGUGGAAAAGAAUAGAGAGAGAGAAAGAGAGAGAGAAAGAGAGGCGUGUACUGUGUGGAAGAAGUAAGGAGGGAGGCAAGGCUUUAAGAGGAGAGAAAAAGAGAGCGAGAGACGCAGAUAGAGACAUAAAGAGAAAGAGAGAGAGAGAGAGAGAGAGAGAGAGAGAGAGAGAGAGUCAGUAAGGCAGUGCUUAUUCCACUCACUCUACUCUCCUCUACGAGAUACAGCUGAACAGAAGGAAAGAAGAGACAGAGUGAAGAAGAGAGUCACAGAGAGAGAAAGAGAGAGAGAGAAAGAGACAGAGCAGCAGAAGUAUAUAUAUAUAUAUAUAUAGAGAGAGAGAGAGAGAGAGAGAGAGUAGGGGAAGACGGGAGGACGCUGGUGGCAGGAGGAAUAUUAGAGCAGGCUGGAUUAGAUUUCACUGCACUGUGUAGGAACACACACUCACUCAGCAGGAGAGCCGGAGGUGUGUGUGUGUGUGAUGUGUGUAUUCAGGAGUGUGUAUUAGUUGUGUAUCAGGUGAUUUAAAGUGUGUGAGAGUCUUCAGACUGAGUCUAGUCUGGUGUGAUCCAGUCAUGGAGAGAGGAUUGUCUCUGGUCUGGGUUCUGCUGCUGCUGAUUGCUGGUUCUUUAACUGGAGCCUGGAAACCAUCUCAGCCCAGACUGCAGUUCACACACUCAGAUCUGGUGAGAAGUGGGAGGUUAUUUUCUCUCCCUCUUUCUGCGGGGGAUCUUCAUUCUCUGCUGCCUGAUGAAGACGGUCGUCGGCUUUACAUCAGCAUGAAGGACUAUCUGCUCUCCACCAGCCUGGACGACGUAACUCAACCUCCCCGCAAGAUUUACUGGCCAGCGAUUCCAGAGCGAAUCCAGGACUGUCUGAUGGCUGGAAAAGACCCCCAGUUGGAGUGUGGUAAUUUUCUGCGAGUUUUGGAGGCCUAUAACCAAACUCAUCUUUACGCCUGUGGAACCGGAGCCUUUAACCCUCGCUGUGCCUUCAUCCCCGUCCACCUCUUCCGUAUGGCUGAGGAGCAAACCCUGCAGUAUGAGCAGACUGAGACUGGUAAAGGAAAGUGUCCCUACGACCCCCACCAGCGCACCGCUACUGCCGUCAUCGAUGGAGAGCUGUAUGCUGGCAUCACAUCGGACUUCAUGAGUCGUGACUCCGCAUUUUUCCGCAGUCUGGGAGAGCGGCAUGUGAUCCGCACCGAGCAAUACGACCCAACCUGGCUACAGGAGGCGGAGUUUGUGCAUGUGGCGAUGAUGAAGGAGAGUGAUAAUGAGGAAGAUGAUAAGGUCUAUAUGUUCUUUACUGAGCGCGCUCAGGAGGCCGAGGGGCCGGCCGGGAAAGUUCUGUACUCCAGAGUCGCCCGCGUCUGCAAGAAUGAUAUCGGGGGUCAGCGCAGUUUGGUGAAUAAGUGGAGCACGUUUCAGAAAGCUCGAAUCGUCUGCUCUGUUCCCGGACCCGACGGCAUUCAGACACACUUCGACCAGCUCCAGGAUAUCUUCAUUCAGUACGGCCGAGACAAGAGGAAUCCUCUGAUCUACGGGCUCUUCGCCACCAGCAGUGACGUGCUGAACGGAUCAGCAGUGUGUGUGUACCGCAUGCAGGACAUCAUCCGGGCUUUCAAAGGAAAUUUCUACCACAGGGAGGGGCCACAGUACAAGUGGGCGGAGUUUACAGGCAAAGUGCCCUAUCCCAGGCCUGGAACAUGUCCGAGCAGUACUUACGGAAGCUUCCUCUCCACACGGGAGUAUCCUGAUGAUGUCAUCUUCUUCAGCCGCACCCAUCCACUAAUGCAGGAUGUGGUGCUCCCAUUGGACGGACGGCCUCUGUUGAUCCGAGUGGGCGUGAACUAUAAACUGACCCGUCUGGUUGUGGACAGAGUGGAGGCUGUGGACGGACAGUAUGAUGUUCUGUUCAUUGGAACAGACUCUGGGCUGGUGCUAAAGUCCAUAUACCUCCACAAUGACAGACAGCAAAGUCAACAUCAAGAAGUCACACUGGAGCAGCUGCAGGUGUUUAAGCACAAAUCUCCAAUCACAGCCAUGACUCUGUCCAAGAAGAAGUGGUUGUUUGCGGGCUCGGCGGAGGGCGUGUCUCAGCUGGCUCUGUUUCAGUGUGAUCUGUACGGUCAGGCGUGUGCUGAGUGCUGUAUGGCCCGAGACCCGUACUGCACCUGGGACGGACACGCCUGCAGCCCCUACAUACCUGUUCCACGCAGGAGGAACACUCGGCAGGUUGGUGAUGACGGGAAUCCUUUAAACCAGUGUGUUCGACAGGGAGCUGGGCUGCAGGUGCAGACUGAAGAGAAGGCUAUAGUGGUUGCCGUGGGUAACAGCACUUACCUGGAGUGUUUACCUAAAUCCCGCCAUGCUGCUGUUACCUGGUUCAAACAGACGGGAGAGAACAGUCUAGAACUACACCAGGUGACGUCAGGUGAUCAACUGGUGGUGAUUGACAGGGGGAUUCUCAUCCCGAGGGCGGAGCUUAACCACGGUGGUAUAUACCACUGCCAGCUGGAGGAGCACGGCUUCCGCUGGACCGCCGUAACCAUCCGCCUCACCGUGUGGAACCCCGCCCAGCGCUUCGCCCCAGACUCCGCCCAGCCCUGGUACCAGGAUGUGAUGAGCCUCAUUCACCCUGGAAACCUGGAGCUCUACUGCAAAGAGCUCGGCAAACGCCGCCACGGCACCAACGCCUUCAAACAACCGGAUCAGAACAAGCGGGACAAGAAACGAGGGGAUAAACACAAACCUGGAGGGAAGGGAGGAGAGAGGGAGCGAGGGAAAGGGAGGAAGAACAGGAGCAGGAUGGAUCAUUUGGGCUCCAGAUCUCCGAGGAGCGUCUGAAGAGACGUGAACGUGAACUCUGUUAAAGUCUGGACUCAUGUGGACCUGAACCAGAACUCUAUAAAACUCUUUGUAUAAAAUAUACAAACAAAACUACACAUAGAAAACAGUGGAUUGCAAAAGUAUUCAUACCCCUUUUACCACUUUUUCACAUCGUCUCCUUACAACCACAAACUUAAAUGUACAGUAUUUUAUUGAGAUUUUAGGUCAUAGACCAACGACACAAAGUAGCUAGUUAAAAUAAAAAUCUGAAAAGGGAAAAUAGUAGAGCCACCUUUUCCAGCAAUCACAACAGCAAGUUUUUUGGAGCUUAUCUCCACCAGCUUUGAUCAUCUAGAGACUUUUUUAGAGAUGUUUCCUCCAUUCUUCUUUAUAAAUCAGCUGAAGAUCAGUCAGGUUGGAUGGAGAGCGUUGGUCUGUGAACAACAGUUUUCAUGUCUCUCCACAGAAGAUCAAUGAGAUUUAAGACUGGAUCAUUGUAACACAUGAAUAUUCUCUGAUCUAAAUCAUUAUAGCUCCACUGUAGCUCUGGCUGUAUGUUUAUGGUCAUCGUCUUGUCGGAAGGUCUUGAGUCUUUUACAGCCUCCAACAGGCUUUCUUCUUCCAGGAUUGGUCUGUAUUUAUUUAUCUCCAUCCAUCUUCCAUCCAUCAACUCUGACCAGCUUCCUAAAUCUGCUCCUGCUGAAGAAAGAAAAGCAUCCCCACAGCAUGAUGCUGCCAACACCAUGUUUCACAGUGGGAUGGUGGGUUUUUGCAUUCAGGCCAAAAUGUUCAACUGUGGUUUGAUAUGAGCACAGAACCUUUUUCCAUAUGUUUGCUGUGUUCCUACACGGCACUUUCUUUCUACAAUGGUUUUCUUUUUGCCUUGAUCUCUUUCAUAAAGAUCAGAUUUGUGGAGUUUUCCUGAUCCACCUGAGCUGUGGAUCUCUGCAGCUCCUCCAGAGUGACCAUGGGCCUCUUGGCUGCUGCUUCUCUUCUCUGAUCAGUGCUCUCCUUUUUGGAUCUGUCAGUUUGGGUGGAUCUUGGUCAUGCCUUGGUUUGUUGUAGGUUUGUAGAAACAGUUGUAGAAUAGUUUUUCCUUCAUUAUUGGAUGAUGGAUUGAUGGAACAGAGCUGCUUGGGAUGAUUAAAGCUUGGGAGAUGUUUUUUUUUUAUAACCUAACCCUGCUUUAAACAUCUUCUCCACAACUUUAUCUCUGACAUUUCUCUGUCUGGUGAGUUCCUUCUUGGUCUUCAUGAUGCUGUUUGUUCACUAGUGUUCACUAACAAACCACUGAGAUCUUCACAGAACAGCUGUAUUUAUACUGAGACUAAAUUAUUACACAGAGCUGGAUUAAACUCUAUUAACUCAUUUAAGAAUUUAAUACUUUUAAUGGCACUGGAUUUUAUUUAGGGGUUUCAGAGUAAUGUACAUCACACUUCUCAGAUUUUUAUUUGAUUACAAUUUUAAAAACCUUGCAUUAUUAUUAUUGGUCUAUCACUUUAAAUCUCAAUAAAACACAAUUACAUUUUUGGUUGUAUGGAGACACAAUGUAAAAAAACCUUCAAGGGGUAUGAAUACUUUUGCAAGACACUGUAUUUAUUCACACACACAGACAGAAAUGGUUACUGAAGCUGAAGGAAAGGACCUGAUGAGUAAGUUUUGCUGUAAAGACUGAAGUGUGGACGUGAAGGACGUUCUCAUACUGAACUUCAAAGGGGUGGAGCUAAAAGAUCAAAAAUGAUCUGUGAUAUGUGAUAAUGUCCCAGCCAAUGACUUUGCUCUACAGGUGUGGAAACCCACUGUACAUAAAGACACGCCUCCUAAUGUUAGGGAGCGUCUAUAAAAAAAGCUCUUUGUUUUAAAAAGACUGCUGAGAUUAAAGCACAACUUUUACUUUUAUAUUACAGCUAUAUACCAGCUACUUCUAAAUGUAUAGAUUUAAGCUUUUUGUUUUCUAUUUAAUUGUUUUAUUAUUAAAUUGUUUUGUAUUUAUUUUCUCUUUGCCUGGAUCGUAUGAAAAACAUGUUUGUAUGUAAGUAGAGGAAAAUUAAGCAAUAAUACACUUGAGGUUUGUGAUAUAAUGUGUAAUAUUGGCACUGCUGUGCUGCGGUCGUAGAUCGUAGUUAUCACAGGAACCUCGAGUGUAUUAUUGUGAUUAUACCACAGUUCCAUUAUCUCUGUUUAUUGAAAGAUUUUAAAGAGUUAAAGAGGAGGAGAAAAUAGGAUCUGAUUGGUUAUAAAAACUGCGCCAGUUAAAACAGUUUCAUUGCUGCUCUGUUUGUAGCAGCGCUGUUUGGCUUGUAAGCGCUGCAUUGUUGAUAGGUUACCUGUAUGUGGCAGAGUAAUACAUGGAGAGCUUCGUUACAGUGCAUUACCGGCUGAUAAUGGUAGAACUCAUAGAACGCAUCUCAGCCAAUCAGAUCGCAGGGUCAGAAUUAACUGUGGUAUAAUUUAAAAUAGAAAAUACAACCCCAAUUCAAAACAGUGUAAAAUGUAAAUACAACUGUAAAUAAAACAGAAUGCAAUGAUUUACAAUAGAAUAUUUAAAACACAGAUGUUUACAGUGAGACAUUUUACUAUUUCAUUAAAUACAUUGAUUUUAAUUUACUAAUUAUUUUAACUUGAUGGCAGCAAUUUUUGCAAAAAAGUGUUUUUUUGCAAUUGGGGUUGUAGAAAAUAUUAAAAACAUUAUUUUGCGAAAAAACUUAAAGUUAAAUUAAUUCAACAUUGAAAAAUAGCACUUUCACACAGUUAAAUUUGUGUGAAAAGAUUGCCAUGCUCAUUGCUAUCUUACAUCCCGCCAACAGUCUAUAUUCACUCCUUCCUCCUGGUUUAAAUAGCAACACUGAGGUAUGUUCAGGUAAAUUUCUGGAGUAUUUUCUGGAAAUUUGCCUCAGUACUUGUUAAACAGUGGAAAAUGUAGCUUUUAUUAUUAUUGAAUUGAAAAGUGAAUUUGGAAAUGUAUAGCUUGUUAUUCAAAAAAAACUCGAUGCUGGAACUGAUUGUUGCUGUUGUGUAAAAUAAAUCAAACUGUUCUGUGGA